Musa acuminata AAA Group (dessert banana) is the source of this 657-nucleotide messenger RNA. RefSeq lists its product as uncharacterized. The record is from RefSeq and is a predicted model, not a curated record. Bases 125 to 376 code for a protein of 83 amino acids. NCBI's taxonomy places the organism in Eukaryota, Viridiplantae, Streptophyta, Magnoliopsida, Zingiberales, Musaceae. The transcript has a single exon.
UUCAUCUCCUUCGGCUGCACGGCCCUCCGGUAAACGAUUGAAUUCGCACCAAAGUUAUACCAAGAAGGAUCGAGAACGAUCCGUGGUGCUCGUCAGAUCAGGAUCGAACGGGAUCUGCGAAAGAAUGAGUUACCUGAAUCGAGUCUGGAUGGCAGCGACGGUGGCGGUGGUGCAGGGACACACCGACCACGGAAUCAACUCCAGCCAGCUCCGCUCCCUCCACCGUGCCGGGGACCGCCUAGCCUCCGCCGCGGCCGCUGCCACGGGGGUCGGGAUCGGGCGGGCUCUGGGUGGAGCCGGCGCCGAGGAGCGCCGGAAGCAGGCGGACGACUCGCUCCGGCAGGUCAUGUACCUCAGCUGCUGGGGGCCCAGCUAAUCGACGGGGGUGAAACUUCCGGAUCGAAGAUCCAACCGAUCGACGUGCUUCUUUGGAGGGCGAAGAGCGGCUGCGAGUGAUCCAGUACAUCCCGGGCCGCCCAAGGCUUUGCUUCACCGCCGGGUCUGUUUGGGGGCGCAGAUUGGAUACUGAUCUUGAAUGGCAGAGAGGGAUGCGGAACGUAAUGAUGUUACUAAACGUGUAAUUAUUGUGUAUUUCUAUGGCUACUGGACUCCGAAGCUGUCUAUUGGCGAAAUAAAAUCUUCCUCGGUUUCCCUAAA